AUGUCCACUCUUGAUCCCGCCUUGAAAUCUUGGGCUCUUCCCCGUCUCUCCGCCCUCCUCCAGCUCGACCAUGACUCCCUCACUCAGCUGCUGGAAUACACAUGCUCACUCGACCAUGAUCAGGGCGCGGAGCAUCUACGGAAUAUCCUGGGCGACUCAGCGAAGGCGCUGGAGUUUAUUGUUGGGUUUGGGGAGAGGUGGAGGAAGAAGAAGAAGGAGGAGGAGAAGAAGAAGAAGAGUGGGGCUGGUGCUGGAGAAGGAGGAAAUGGCGGUGGUGCUGGGAAAAUGAGAAAACCACCGCCAUCAGCUGCCGGCCCGCUGAUAUCAGAGUUUAUGCCUAAUGUGCGCUCGAAGCCUGCAAAGGCCUCAUCUGCCGCAAAAAGGCAACAGCAGCAACAUCUAGCAACAUCAUCCCCUUCACGAAACCGCAGUCGUAAAUCUCUUUCCGGCUCCGGUUCCGCUACCUCCACAAGCACAGAUAACAUCGCCGAUCUAUCUGCCGCCAUCGCCCAACUGGAACUCACCACAAAUCCUACCCUAUCCUCGUCCUCCAACUCCAUCCCUUCGAAACCUCGAAAAUGCAACUGUCUCGCCACGCUACACCCUCUCUUUACCCCAGCUCCUAACUGCUUAAACUGCGGCAAGAUCAUCUGCUCCCUGGAGGGGCUUCAGCCUUGCUCCUUCUGCCAGCAACCGCUGCUAACGCCCGAACAGGUGCAGGGGAUGAUUCGCGAGUUGAGAGCGGAGAGGGGCAGUGAGAAGAUGCGCGCGCAUAAUCGGGGCUAUCAGAGGCAUGGGGGAGGGAAUGAGGAACUGCUGUUGCCAUCAUCUGCAGAUGGAAAUGGAAAUGCAGAUGGAGUCGUAUCAGAUUUAGACGCAGCAAAAGCCCACCGCGACAAACUACUACAAUUCCAAGCGCAAAACGCACGCCGGACAAAGGUUGUGGAUGAGGUUGCAGAGUUUGAGACGCCGGAUGUCCACGGGCAGAGUGCGUUGUGGAUGACGCCGGGACAGAGGGCGUUGGCGUUGAAGAGGCAGCAGAAGGUGUUGAGGGAGAUGGAGGAGAAGGGGAAGGAGGAGUGGGAGAGGCAGGGUGGGAGGAUUGUGGUUUCGUUGAGUUUAGAGGGAAAAGGGAGCGGGAUGGGGUUAAUUAGGAGAGUGGAGAGAUGGGAGGAGGCGGAGAAAGAGGUGGAGGGACAAGGGGUUGGAGAUAUAGAGGGGGAUGCGGAUGAGGAGAUGGAGGUAGGUGGAGCUGGAGAGGAGAUGAAGGGUGCUUUUGGGAAUAAUCCGCUGCUUGCUGGUGGGGGUUUGGUGAGGCCUAUUUGGAAGCCGAAGGGGAAGGGAACGGCUGACGGGAAUGGAGAUGGGAAUGCGGAUGAGGGCGGGGUAGGGAGAAGGGGAAGGGAGCAGAGGCAGAUGUGGAGAAGGGUGCAGGACGAUGAGGGGGAUAAUGAGAGGUGGAUUCUGGAUGGGAACAUGUAUGGGUAUGGGAAUGGGAGCAGGGAUGGGUCUAUGGAGGUUGAAGGGGACGGAACGGAUUGUGGUUGA
Molecule: messenger RNA, 1548 nt
Organism: Paracoccidioides lutzii Pb01
Exons: 1
Coding region: 1-1548 (515 amino acids)
Biological process (GO): regulation of DNA-templated transcription
Cellular component (GO): nucleus
Molecular function (GO): zinc ion binding
Source: RefSeq, a predicted model, not a curated record